GGAAGACUCCUCUGUGCGUUGCUCCGUCCCGUUUCCGGCCGACCUUUUUUCCGCUUCCGGUCCGGUACUGGCGUCUUUGCUGAGGGUCACAUUGAGCUUCCAGCGACUUCAGGGGCAUCUUUAGGAGUGCUGACACUAUGGCAGAAGACAUCAAGACCAAAAUCAAGAACUACCAGACUGCUCCUUUUGACAGCCGCUUCCCCAACCAGAACCAGACCAGGAACUGCUGGCAGAACUACCUGGACUUUCACCGCUGUGAGAAGGCAAUGACUGCUAAAGGGGGUGACGUCUCUGUGUGCGAAUGGUACCGGCGUGUGUACAAGUCCCUCUGCCCCAUAUCCUGGGUGUCAACUUGGGACGACCGCCGGGCAGAAGGCACGUUUCCUGGGAAGAUCUGAACCGGCUCCAUCCCACCUCCUCUGUCCUCCGUCCUUCUCCCCAGGUGGUGAAGGGGGACCUGGGUACAUGGUGAUCCCCACCCUGGGAUCCUGAAUCAUGGUUUAACUAAUAAUAAAUACUCGUUGGAAACGUGUAA
Messenger RNA from Budorcas taxicolor (takin), 535 nucleotides. Its product is annotated as cytochrome c oxidase subunit 6B1. Gene Ontology annotation, cellular component: mitochondrial inner membrane; mitochondrion; respiratory chain complex IV. The transcript is spliced from 4 exons. The record is from RefSeq and is a predicted model, not a curated record. The coding region runs from base 138 to 398 and encodes 86 amino acids. NCBI's taxonomy places the organism in Eukaryota, Metazoa, Chordata, Mammalia, Artiodactyla, Bovidae.